This is a messenger RNA of Akanthomyces muscarius, 501 nucleotides long. RefSeq lists its product as uncharacterized. Bases 1 to 501 code for a protein of 166 amino acids. Lineage: Eukaryota; Fungi; Ascomycota; Sordariomycetes; Hypocreales; Cordycipitaceae. Gene Ontology annotation, cellular component: extracellular region. The transcript has a single exon. The record is from RefSeq and is a predicted model, not a curated record.
AUGCAAUUCAAACUCUUUGCCUUUGCGGCCCUCGCCGCCACCGCCGUCGCCGACAUCAAGGGCGCGCUCGAGACCAUCGGCACCGCCACCGUCAAGCUCAACGACACGGUGACGGGCUACUCGGGCGGCCUGCUCGGCCUCAUCCCCAUCACCACCGACUCGCUCUGCCUGCUCAACGACAUCAAGCAGGGCACCAAGACGGCCAAGGCCUCGGCCAUGCUCGACUACGACGCCGCGCUCGACAUUGCCGGCGCCACCGGCACCCUCGCCAACGACGUCGACGCCGUCAUCGACAACUUCAUCCGCACCAAGCCCAAGUUUGACAAGCUGCUCAUCGUCACGCCCAUCAUCAAGGAGACGCUCAAGACGCAGCAGUCGGCGACAAAGGACCUGAGCACCGCCAUCCUGGCCAAGAUCCCCAAGGACCUGGCGGAUAUCGCGGCGAUUCUGAUCAAGCAGAUUGACGACAAGUUCGCAGAGGGCAUAAAGGCGUACUCUUGA